AUGGCUGACAAUGAUGAUCUUUUGGAUUACGAAGAUGAAGAACAGACUGAGCAAUUACCGGUAGAGACAACUACUGAUACUGCACAAAGACCCAAUGUGAAAGGCACAUAUGUGUCUAUUCACAGUUCUGGUUUUCGGGACUUCCUUCUGAAGCCUGAGAUUUUACGUGCUAUUGUUGACUGUGGCUUUGAGCAUCCAUCUGAAGUUCAACAUGAAUGCAUCCCUCAGGCUGUAUUGGGUAUGGAUAUUCUGUGCCAGGCGAAAUCUGGUAUGGGAAAAACUGCAGUCUUUGUCUUGGCUACAUUGCAGCAAAUAGAACCCACUGAAAAUCAGUGUUGUGUUCUUGUAAUGUGUCAUACUCGGGAACUAGCUUUUCAAAUCUCCAAGGAAUAUGAGAGAUUUUCAAAGUACAUGCCAGCAAUUAAGGUUGGGGUAUUCUUUGGGGGAUUCAAUAUUUCCAAAGAUGAGGAUGUUUUAAAGGCUGGUCAACCUCAUAUUGUUGUUGGAACUCCUGGGCGGGUGUUAGCUUUGGUUCGCAACAAGAAGCUGAGCCUCAAGCAUUUGAAACAUUUCAUUCUUGAUGAAUGUGAUAAAAUGUUAGAACAUUUAGAUAUGAGAAGAGAUGUGCAAGAAAUAUUCAGAAAUACUCCCCAUAGUAAGCAAGUUAUGAUGUUCUCCGCUACAUUAGGGAAGGAUGUGAGACCAGUUUGCAAAAAGUUUAUGCAAGAUCCUAUGGAAGUCUAUGUUGAUGAUGAAGCUAAGUUGACACUUCAUGGCCUUCAACAACAUUACUUGAAGCUAAAAGAAAAUGAAAAGAACAGGAAAUUAUUUGAGUUACUUGAUGUUCUUGAGUUUAACCAGGUUGUUAUAUUUGUCAAGUCAGUGCAGCGUUGCAUGGCCUUAGCCCAAUUAUUAACAGAGCAAAAUUUUCCUGCCAUUGGAAUUCAUCGAGGGAUGACACAAGAAGAAAGGUUAUCUAGAUAUCAACAAUUUAAAGAUUUUCAUAAGCGAAUUUUGGUGGCCACAAAUCUCUUUGGUCGUGGUAUGGAUAUUGAAAGAGUGAAUAUAGUAUUUAACUAUGAUAUGCCUGAAGAUUCAGAUACUUACUUGCACAGAGUUGCAAGAGCAGGAAGAUUUGGUACCAAAGGCUUGGCAAUCACAUUUGUAUCAGAUGAAUCAGAUGCUAGAAUAUUAAAUGAAGUUCAAGAUCGAUUUGAUGUCAACAUUACUGAAUUGCCAGAAGAAAUAGACUUAUCUUCUUAUAUUGAAGGACGAUAAAUGAAGAUGCCAGUGAUGAAGUUAUUUUAAUUCAUUUCUUCAACCAUGUGCAGCCAGAUAUUGUACCUGCAGUUUAAUUAAAAAUGAUUGUGUGGCAUUUCUGCAGGUUAUAGCUGGAUUGCUGCUUUGGUGCACUCUGAAGCCAGUUUUGUAAUUGUACUAGUAUUUAAUUUUAAUCUAUUAAUUUUGUAUCGUAAUUAGAAUUAUGCAAAUCAUUUUAUUUUAAAUAUAUGUAUAUAAUGACCAUUUGUUAUUUAUUUU
Molecule: messenger RNA, 1539 nt
Organism: Ctenocephalides felis (cat flea)
Lineage: Eukaryota; Metazoa; Arthropoda; Insecta; Siphonaptera; Pulicidae
Gene: Hel25E
Product: ATP-dependent RNA helicase WM6
Exons: 7
Coding region: 1-1278 (425 amino acids)
Biological process (GO): mRNA export from nucleus; mRNA splicing, via spliceosome
Molecular function (GO): ATP binding; RNA binding; RNA helicase activity
Source: RefSeq, a predicted model, not a curated record